UUGAAAACCAAGCUGCCUUCUUAUAAUCUCCGCCAGCAUUAAAAGAUCAUUUACCCUACGCUAGACUUGACACUCUCUCGUUGGCCUUUGGCGAUUCCCGGUGGCGGACGCCGACCUACUUGGUGGCCCGUCCGGCCAGUAUUUCUCCGGCGACUAGGUUAUCAGGCGCAUAAACCCUAGACGGCGAGGAAUCGUCUCCCUGUUCGCGAUCGACGGCCCCCUGGACCUGAAACACUCGUCUCCUUGCAAUUAACCUUCUAUCAGGUCUCAGAGAAGCAAGGAUUGCCCUAUUUGUUCAAGGCAAGUUUUCUUGGAAGAUGCUGCCAGCCAAGAACUGCUGGCUGCAGUGGAGAAUGAAAGGAAUGCAAGGUCAAGGUGCAGUGUGUAAUUUGCCCCUGAAAUUCAUGAAAGCAACAAUCUGGAUGAGGUGGUAAGAUUUGGGCAAAUAAACUGCACCUUGUGUGACGACAAUAUCCCUCGGUUUCUUGCUGUCGGUGACUUCACGGCAACCUCCCAGGCUGGGAUAGAGUCUGCUACGUGACAGGCCUAAUCCAAAUCCUUAGUGAAGAUGACAUCCUUAGUGAGGACAUUGCCAGUAUUGUGACCAUUCCCAGUCCUAUCAUUCCUGCCUCCCAAGCCACGUCUUUUGAUUCUCGAUCAUUAUACAGAGUAGUCCUUAUAGUAAAAAAGUUUCUUUUUGUGUGUUACAUGAUUUGGGUGAGAGUCUAAGCUACUUUCUCUUUGGAGACGAGUAAGCCUUUUUAAUUCAUAUGGCUUUGACUUCACAUAGUACACACAUAUGUCUAAGCUACUUCCUCUUUGGAGACGAGUAAGCCUUUUUAAUUCAUAUGGCUUUGACUUCACAUAGUACACGCAUAUGUUGUAGGUGGUAUUUCAUGUAGCUGCUGUUGGGAGAUAUUUAAUUUUCUUUAAAAUCAAUUCCUUCAUCAUCUGCUUCCUUAACUACUUUUAAUUCACUUUUCUGUGAUGGUUGCUUAACACCUGGAUUGAUGGAUUGUAGUUUGAAUAUUAUAUUAUUGAUGGGUUGUUAUGAAUAUGUAUUAGUUAAUUAGGACAUAUUAUUAUCGAUUGAUGGAUUGUUAUGAAUGGUUAUUAGUUAAUUAUGAUAUAUUAUUAUUGAUUGAUGUAUUGAAUUGGUUGUUGUGGAUGAUUAAAUUAGAUCAUGCUGAAUAUUGUUUGCUCCUAGAAGCCUAUUUUUAUUUUUAAAUUUUUUUAAUACUAAGGCAUCUGUUCUUACACAACAAAGAACAAAUGCCUAUAGUAUAAAAUAUUAAAAAAAUUAAGAAUAGGAGUCUGUUUCUGAGAUAAACAGAGUCAAUUCAACUAUUCGACUCUUGUUCAUAGGCACCUGUUGUAAAACAAAUGUCUUGUUCAUUCUUUUCUGUUUCCCAAAAAGCCCUGCUAAUAUUUACUGAUGCUCUACUGCCUGCUUUGGUGCUAUAAUAAUAUCAAGAACUCUCAUUCUUGCCUUUGGCUAGAUAAUUUCUCUAGUCAGCACAAUUAGUAAAUCGAUUCUGGCAUGUUUUUUGUUCCACUUAUAUGCAUAUCAACCCUAUUUGACCGAUUAUUCUCCAAGUUGUUUGUUUAUAGUAUGGAUUGAGCAUCAGUGCAAGGCUUUCACCAUUAGUUUUCCAGCUUCUCAUUGCUGUUUUCCCUAUAUCCCACCCAAAUUAUUAAGGUAGUAUAUUGAUAAAUUUGCAUGUGUGGCCGUGCCUAACAUAUUAUUUGUCCUAGUUGAAGAAAAAGUAAGAUGCAUAUCGCAUUGCAUAUAUCAUAUAAUCUUUCUCCAUUUAGUGAUUUUCAAGUGUUCUUUUAUAUGUUUGAAGAUGCACUAAUACAUGAGGUGAGAAAAAAUUUUACUUUAGAUAACAAAUCUACAAUUAAGAUAAAAAAAAAAGAGUUCUAUAGUUUUUCCAUAUUGUUUAUUUAUCUUACAUUCAUUAUAAUUUGUGUAAGAAUGGAGUGAGUGAAUCGCAGUUCAACCAAGUGUUGAAUAUUGAGUUGGAACUGAUUAUUGAGGUUUGUCCUUGUAACUUGUUAUAACAUACAUUGUUUCUUGAUCCUUUUCAUUAACUGGUUAACAUCAAACAUAUGAUAUUGUUUGCAGGCUUGUAAAUUUCUUGAUGAUAUUCUUAGCUUUUUUUUUUGUGUGUAUGUGUGUGUGUGUGUGCUGGUUUCUCUUUUAUUGUUCAUCCCUGUAUUUAUUGAUGCUCUUUUGCCUACCUGGGGUGCUAAGCUAAUAUCAGUAACUAUUUCUCUAGUUUCUCUAGUCUGUCUGCACAACGUUGAGUAAAUCUACUAUUAUUUAUGUGCCACUUAUAUACAUAUUUCACCCUUGUUUGGCAGGUUGUUCCCCCGGUCUAUUUCUUAAUGGUAUGGGUUGAGCAUCGGUGUAAGAUUUUCGCCAAUAUUUAGCUUGCUCGUCAUUGUUGUUGGAUUGAGCAUCGGUGUCAUGCCUUAACGUAGGUGCUUGUGGUAAAAAGUUGCACCCUGACCCGGGCUGAACGGUGGCCGGGUAGGAAUUUUUCAAAUCCGUUGGCGGUUUGUCCAGGCUUGCUGUUGGCCCAUAGUAGCUAAUCCCGUUGGGGUGCUGGUUUGAACUGCUUUCUGGAUGUUACCGUUUGCUCGCCUGCGUGCCGUUAUAUUGUAGGCCUGUGUGCCAUUUCUGUUAUGAUAUUGAUGUUAGACUUUUAUUUUGUUGGUCAUGUUUAGUGGCCUGCAGCGUGACGCCUUGAAUCCGCAAAGUGGCCUGUAGGUCAUGAUGGAGGUCACGCCGACAUGACCUCCAUCGUGACCACACAGGCCACUUUCAGAUGGUGCUGGUCACGCUGCGGGUCACGACGUGACCUGCAGCGUGACACACACCAUCUGAAAGAUAACCAUGGUAUCACACUGCAGGUCACACCGUGACCUCCAGCGUGACACCCACCCGGGGGUGUUUUCUAGCUUCUCCUUUGCUCCAAUUCUCCGUUGAACUUGCUAUGGUUUUGACCCUUCAUUCUUGACCCAUUUUUGCCUUGAAUUCAUCCCAAUUCGUCUUCAUUUUACGCUUCCUUAUGCCUAGGUCCCGGUUCCGAAUGAUUGAGCUGUAAAUACUUGAAAUACCCUUCUGUCUUGCACAAACACAUAAUAUUCACUUAGAAAUUAGUACAAUUAAAGCAUAUUUAUAUGUUAAUUAACGGCUUCUCAACUGAACAUGAGUAGCUAUUAGGAGUGGUGCAAAAGGCUUGGAGUGAGAGGGUAGAGGGUAAUGCAAUGUAUGUAUUUAUGACAAAGUUGAAGAGAGUAAAAUUUGUGUUAAUUGAGUGGAACUGGGAACUUUUGGGGAUAUUUUUGAAAAAAUGAAAGAGUGAGGGGUGAGGGAGUUGGAGGAAAAGGUGCAGACAGAUCCAUCUGAUUCAAAUCUGCUGGAAUAUAAGAUGGCUUAGGCCAGAAUGCAAAGAUAGAUUGUGAUUCAAAGUAUUUCCACGGGUUGGUGAGGGAGAAGAAGGGAGCAGUUUAUACACAAAAUAAAAAAUGAUGAGGGAGUAUGGGUGGAGGAACAAGAACCAAUAUCUUCCUUAGGAGGUUAGUUUUGAUAACACUGUUUUCAAUUGUUUGCAGGGAAUGGUGACUGAAGAGGACAAUAAAAAGCUUAUGAAGGAACCCACCUUGGAGGAAAUCAAAGAAGCUGUUUUUAGCAUGAACCCCAAUAGUGCAGCAGGACCUGAUGGGUUUUGUGGGGGUUUCUACCAAUCCUGUUGGGAGAAAUUGUAAAUAUAGAGGAGGUAGGCCUGCAAUCUCAAGGGUAAUUUUUAGAGUGGCAAGAAGAAUUUCUGAGGCUGUUCAAAAGAAGUGGCUAGGCUGGGAUGCUUUCCCUCCAAAUUGGGUUUUUAUAAUGAAAAGGGUUGAAAGCUUUAGGUGCACCAGAAUUGUAAAAAGAAGUGCUUGGAAUAGGUCUGACAAAGGAUGGAUGAAGAUAAAUUGGACAGCAAAUGUUGAAAAAACAGAUUGUGGUUUCUUUAUUAGGAAUAGUAGGGGACACUUCUAUCUUGCUGGUGUUUACAGUUUGCAGCCUAGCAUUGAGUGGACAAAUUUGAUGAAUCAGAUGGUGCAAGACUGUGUAAACUGGUGUGAGAGGAAAUGUAUAUACCAGGUUGUUUUGGAAACUGAUUUGAGAAGAAAAUGGGAAAGGGGGACCCCUAUGGGAAGGGUUAAACUGAAAGUGGAAUACUGCAGUAAGGAGGUCAAUUGUAUGGCUAGAUGCAUUUUGAGGGGCUGCAGUGGUCAAAAUGUGGUUUUCAGGAGGCUGGAAGGUCUCCUUGGUGCUGUGCUUUUCAUGUUUUCAAGUGGGAGGGACUGCCCCACUUUGGUUUUAUCCCAGGGAAUGAUUAUGUAUAAUGUUAUCAUCCUGGCCAUGCUAAUGAUGGUUGGGUGCCUUGUGAGCUGGUGCUGGUCUGGAAUGUGUGUGAGGAGUGGUGUGAGUUUUGGGCUAUUCAGAGAGGAGAGCUUUGAGGUAAAAGAUGAGUGCUUUGUGUGGGAUCCUGGAGGUCUGCCCUUGCAGAUUAAGGGGGUCUGCUGUGUGCUAAUGAAUCAUCCAAUCUGCAGAAUGAAAAAAGAAAGGAGAAGAGUGAGUUUGAUUGAAAAGAAAAAGAGAGAUUGAAAAAGAGAGAGACUGAGAGAGGAAAAUGAGUGUUUAAGAGGAAAAACAAGGAGUUUUGAAAGAAUAGCGUGAGAAGAACUGACUUAUUUUUUGCAGGUAGGAAUGCUAAGGAAGGGCAGUAGCAGGAGGGGCUGGAAAUCAUCAUUUUUGGAGAACACUGCAUGAAGUGCAACUAAGGUUGGGCAGCAGCUUGAGCACAUGGUUUGGGCUAUUGCUCACUAUUCUUUAUUAUUUUUCAUAUGAUUUUGAUAUUUAGGAUUGAUGUUAGAAUGGAGAUCUGAAUAGGAGGGGAUGGGCCAAAGGUUGUUGGGGCUAUUUAAGCUGGAAUAUCAUUCUGGUUGUCCUCAUUAUAUGUAGGAAGAUAUCCAACUUAGCUCAUCUCUCUUGAUCUGAUUGCUUAUGAAUCUUGCAUGUGCACACACUGAUGUGGGAGUGUUCUUGGCUGUAUAAUGAAAUGUGGUGAAGGUGGAUGGAAAUAAAGGAGAAAAAUGGAGAAAGUGAAUGAUGUUGAAGUAAAGGGUGGGCUGAAUUGAGAAUGCCAUUGCUUAGGGUUAGGGACUGCUAAGGUUGCUUGUGAUAAUAUGCAGAGCUUUGUACACAAGUGAUUGGUCCUUAGCUCUAAGGGUGGUAGUGUGGAGGGAGUCAUUGCUUGAGGUAUAGGCCAUUAAUGCCCUCUAUGAUAAAUUGCAAAGCUCUGUACGUAAAAGGUUGGUCUGUGUCUCAAGGGUGAAGGAAGUGAGGGUCAUUGCUUAAGGUUGUAGGCUGUUAUGGUUGCUCUUGGUAAAAUGCAGAGUUCUGUACAAGGGUAACUGGCCUAUGACUUUAAAGGUGGUUGGGGAUGGUUAUUAAAAGAGAUAUAUGAUUGUUGAAGGAAAGGAGGAAAUGAAACGGGCUUUGAGAGCAUUGCUCCCACACUUUGGUGUGGGGCAGGAUCCAUUGUAUUGAUGAUUGUUAGGUGAAUGAGCUAGUGGAUAUCUUCUUGUAUAUGAUUAGGAGGGCCAUGAAGGAUAGAGGAUGCUUAUAUAGCACUUGAUAGUUUAGAUUACACCUUUGUAUAGUGGAGUUAGUAAUGGUCACUUUUGGGCCUUACUUGUAUAAAUGACAUUUUGGAUUGAUAUGAAAUGAGAGGAUAGUUUUAAAAAAAAA
Molecule: messenger RNA, 5809 nt
Organism: Ipomoea triloba (trilobed morning glory)
Lineage: Eukaryota; Viridiplantae; Streptophyta; Magnoliopsida; Solanales; Convolvulaceae
Exons: 6
Coding region: 3731-4663 (310 amino acids)
Source: RefSeq, a predicted model, not a curated record